GGGGGCAGUUUUUGAUUUGAAUAUAAAGCGCUUCUCCGGAGGAGGGCGCCUGAGAGAGCUCCGAGACGAGCCAAGAAGGAUUAGGGUUCCGAGCAAGAGAAAUAUUAGGGUUUUGAGGGUGCUAUUCUCAGAGACGGAGAGAUAGAGAGAGAUGGAGGGAGGGGAGGCGAAGAAGGCGGUGAAUCCGCGGUGCUACAUGGAUAUCAGCAUCGGGGGGGAGAUGGAAGGGAGGAUCGUGGUGGAGCUCUCCCCCGAAGUGGCGCCGCGGACGGUGGAGAACUUCAGGGCGUUGUGCACGGGGGAGAAGGGCAUUGGGCCUAACACCGGCGUGCCGCUCCACUACAAGGGUGCACGUUUUCAUCGUGUUAUCAAGGGUUUUAUGAUACAAGGUGGCGAUAUAUCCGCAGGUGAUGGAACUGGAGGAGAAUCCAUAUAUGGAUUAAAAUUUGAGGAUGAGAACUUUGAACUGAAACAUGAAAGAAAAGGAAUGCUAUCAAUGGCAAAUUCUGGCCCCAACACCAAUGGCUCUCAAUUCUUUAUUACUACCACUAGAACAUCUCAUCUAGAUGGAAGACAUGUUGUGUUUGGGAAGGUGGUUAAGGGUAUGGGAGUCGUUCGGUCGAUUGAGCAUAGUCCUGUUGGAGAUGGUGAUUAUCCCACUGUUGAUGUAAUUAUUGUAGAUUGUGGAGAACUUUCUGAAGGGGCUGAUGAUGGAGUUUCAAAUUUCUUCAAAGAUGGUGAUAUGUAUCCAGAUUGGCCCAAUGACCUUGAUGAGAAGCCAAGCGAGCUUUCAUGGUGGAUGAAUGCUGUGGACUCCGCUAAGGUUUUUGGAAAUGAUUACUUCAAGAAGCUUGACUUUAAGAUGGCUCUUAGAAAGUAUCGUAAGGCUCUUCGCUACUUGGAUAUUUGCUGGGAGAAAGAAGAGAUUGAUGAAGAGAAAAGCUCAUUGUUGCGGAAGACAAAGUCAAUUAUACUCACAAAUAGUUCUGCUUGCAAAUUGAAAUUAGGAGAUCCCAAGAGUGCCUUAUUGGAUGCUGACUUUGCAUUGCGUGAAAGAGAGGGUAAUGCCAAGGCAUAUUACCGCCAAGGCCAGGCACACAUGUCACUUAAUGAUGUGGAUGCCGCAGUCGAAAGUUUCAAGAAAGCACUAGAGUUAGAGCCAAAUGAUGGAGGCAUAAAGAAAGAGCUUGCUGCUGCAAAGAAGAAGAUUGCUGAUAGGCGGGAUCAAGAGCGAAAGGCUUAUUCCAGAAUGUUCCAAGCCUCAGUAAAAUCAGAUGCAAAUAAUGAGGACAAACAUUGCUGAAGAAAAUUCAGCUCUAAAAAUUUAUAUGAAAUCUUUUGGCAAGUGGGCAAAUAUAGUAGGUUUUCAUUCAGCAUAGAAAGGUUCAGGUAUACAAGUGGGACUGAAGAAAAAAAAAUCCAGAUCCCUUGAGAUGGAUAUAUACAGAAAAAGGAAAAAGCUUGAACCAUUUUUUCUUAAAAGUAGGAGUUGCAUUGAGACAUUGUUGUAAUAGGCUGUUUAGAUGGGGGAUGCUUGAGACUUUACCAUUUCAAAUAUUUCAUUCCGUCCUGCACAAAAAACAAAACUUUCGUACUUCUGUUGAACUAGAUGGUUUAUUCUGGACGUUUACUCAUUCCUUCAACUUAUCUAUCGUACCCUUUUUGUUA
This is a messenger RNA of Elaeis guineensis (African oil palm), 1668 nucleotides long. Its product is annotated as peptidyl-prolyl cis-trans isomerase CYP40. The record is from RefSeq and is a predicted model, not a curated record. NCBI's taxonomy places the organism in Eukaryota, Viridiplantae, Streptophyta, Magnoliopsida, Arecales, Arecaceae. Gene Ontology annotation, molecular function: protein binding; cyclosporin A binding; peptidyl-prolyl cis-trans isomerase activity. Gene Ontology annotation, biological process: protein peptidyl-prolyl isomerization; protein folding. Gene Ontology annotation, cellular component: cytoplasm.